GUAGCUUUGCUUUCCUUAGCUAUUGUAAGUUGUUGCUCCUCUCUGUACCUCUGUCUUUGCAUUUUUCUCUCUCCUCUUCUGUGGAGGAAACGGAACCAAGACAAAAACCAAACGAAUACACUUCUCUACAGUUGCCAUUUUCUUGCUUUCCUAGUUGAAGUAACCAUGGCUCUCAAGCUCAAUCCUUUCCUUUCUCAAUCCCACAAGUUGCCUUCUUUCGCUCUCCCACCAAUGGCCAGCCUCAGAUCUCCCAAGUUCUACAUGGCCUCUACCCUCAAGUCUGGCUCCAAGGAGCUUGAGAAUCUCAAGAAGCCAUUUAUGCCUCCUCGUGAGGUGCAUGUUCAGGUUACCCAUUCUAUGCCUCCCCAAAAGAUUGAGAUCUUUAAAUCUCUGGAGAAUUGGGCAGAGGAGAACAUCCUGAUUCAUCUGAAGCCAGUUGAGAAGUGUUGGCAACCACAGGAUUUUUUGCCAGAUCCUGCCUCUGAUGGAUUUCAUGAACAAGUCAAGGAACUUAGGGAGAGAGCGAAGGAGAUUCCAGAUGAUUACUUUGUUGUUUUGGUUGGAGACAUGAUCACUGAAGAAGCUCUUCCCACUUAUCAAACCAUGCUGAAUACCUUAGAUGGAGUUCGGGAUGAAACCGGUGCAAGCCCUACUUCUUGGGCAAUUUGGACAAGGGCAUGGACUGCUGAAGAGAAUAGACAUGGUGACCUCCUCAAUAAGUAUCUCUACCUGUCUGGACGAGUGGACAUGAGGCAAAUUGAAAAGACAAUUCAAUAUUUGAUUGGUUCCGGAAUGGAUCCACGGACAGAAAACAGUCCAUACCUUGGAUUCAUCUACACGUCGUUCCAAGAAAGGGCAACCUUCAUUUCCCAUGGCAACACUGCCAGACUUGCCAAAGAACAUGGAGACAUAAAAUUGGCUCAAAUAUGCGGUACAAUUGCCUCAGAUGAGAAGCGCCAUGAGACAGCAUACACAAAGAUAGUGGAAAAGCUCUUUGAGAUUGAUCCUGAUGGAACUGUUAUGGCUUUUGCUGACAUGAUGAGAAAGAAAAUUUCUAUGCCUGCACACUUGAUGUAUGAUGGCCGUGAUGACAAUCUUUUUGACCACUUUUCAGCUGUUGCACAGCGGCUUGGGGUCUACACUGCAAAGGACUAUGCAGAUAUAUUGGAGUUCUUGGUGGGCAGAUGGAAGGUGGAUAAGCUAACAGGACUAUCAUCUGAGGGACAAAAGGCUCAAGAUUACGUUUGCAGGUUACCUCCAAGAAUUAGAAGGCUGGAAGAGAGAGCUCAAGGAAGGGCCAAGGAAGCAACCACAAUUCCAUUCAGUUGGAUUUUCGAUAGAGAAGUGAAGUUAUAAGUGCAGAAUGGAAUACAAAUGGUUUGUGGACGCUUUUUCAUAGACCUCAUAUCAGAGUCAGAUGUAGAGGUAGAAUUUUAGUUGCAUUUUGUUUACAAAUCCAGUUUAGUUCAACUUCUGUGGAAGGAGAGUUUGAUGGGGAAUGAAUUUGUAAGUUGUAGAUGCAGUUGUUUCUUAUGUGUUGUCAUGAGUAUGGUGAUAGGGGGCAGCUGUAGUUUUGAUAUUUGUGUUUCUUUUGCAUGGUUUCUUGUACUAGUUUGUUUUUGUCCCAAGUGUCUCGAGUAUAAGCACACAAUCCUUGUGGAAGUUUUGAUGAUGAUGAUGAUGAUGAUGAUGAUGAACACAAUCUUCAUACCUCAUCUUGAUAACCUUUUUUGGUCUUCCAUGGGAAACACAAUUUGCUCAUUGGCAUUCCAUUGACUGAACUUUCCAGAGUAAAAAAUUUCACCAUUUUGAACACA
Molecule: messenger RNA, 1817 nt
Organism: Hevea brasiliensis (rubber tree)
Lineage: Eukaryota; Viridiplantae; Streptophyta; Magnoliopsida; Malpighiales; Euphorbiaceae
Product: stearoyl-[acyl-carrier-protein] 9-desaturase, chloroplastic
Exons: 3
Coding region: 166-1356 (396 amino acids)
Biological process (GO): defense response; fatty acid biosynthetic process
Cellular component (GO): chloroplast stroma
Molecular function (GO): stearoyl-[ACP] desaturase activity; stearoyl-CoA 9-desaturase activity
Source: RefSeq, a predicted model, not a curated record